Molecule: messenger RNA, 1744 nt
Organism: Esox lucius (northern pike)
Lineage: Eukaryota; Metazoa; Chordata; Actinopteri; Esociformes; Esocidae
Gene: katnbl1
Product: katanin p80 subunit B-like 1
Exons: 10
Coding region: 194-1138 (314 amino acids)
Cellular component (GO): nucleolus
Molecular function (GO): microtubule binding
Source: RefSeq, a predicted model, not a curated record
UGUGUAUUCAUUUGAAUGGUUCUGAACGUAAAUUCACCUAGAAAGAGCUAGCUAGACAUUUUUUUUGGUAAAGUUUAUAUUUGUUUACAGCUCUUUUCUUAAUAGUGGAAGUGGACAUAGCAACAUUUCAGAUGACAGUCAAGUACAUUCGCAAAAUGUGACGGUUGGUAAUUAUUACAUUGUGUCUCUUACUAUGGCCUCUGGAAGUCAUUAUGGGCAAGGCAGAGAAUUCCACAAGCUCAACCAGGAAAAACCAAAUGGAUUCCUCCAUCAGAUCAGCAUGCACUCUGCAGCUGACAAGAACAUGAAGGAGGUGGAUUUUUUAAAUAAGGAAGAAAUAGAUAAAGAGAGAUUCCCAGUGAGUCGCGGUGCACACCAUUCCGGCAAAGCGAAACGAGUGUCUGUAUGCUACAAGAGGAAGUCGUCGUCGCGUGUCAGCGUGGUGGUGAGCUCCGGCGUGCGCCACGCGGCGCCCCCCGCAGGCCGGGCUGUCUGUGACAUGGCCAACAAGGAGAAUGAGCUGACCUGCCAAGAGGAAGUGCAGGCCAUACACUACAAUGACAACUACGGGUUCCCCGUGAACACCACCACAGAUGCAGGCUCCAAAAUGGCAGGCCAGGGAAACAAAUAUAGUGAUUACUUCACUGAGCUAUCAAAGGACCAUGAUGCAAUGACAGAUGUGCUUUUUGGAAGGAAUCUCAGGCUUAAUGUAGCUUUGACACUAUGGCGAAGAAAUGCUAGCGAACUAGUGGCAUACUUAAUCAGAAUUCAAGACAUUGGUGUGCUUCUUGACUGCCUACCUGUUAUAACGAAGAAUCUUCAAGACGAAGCUCCGUGUAUUUCAUUGGGCUGUUGUGUAGACCUCCUUCCACAAGUGAAAUUGAUCAUCACCAGUAAAUAUGAAGAACACUUGAUUAUAGGUUUACACUGGGUUCAGUCCGUCAUUAAGAAAUGGUGGCCAGAACUCUCUACAAACGGCAAGAGCCUGCGGGACAGAAGCUCGGAGGACAAGAACCUCCAGGUCAUGAAGCAGCAGCUAAAGGAGAUGUGGGAGGAAGGACCCAGGUUAAGUUUGGUUCCCGGGACUACAGGAGAGAUGGCAAAAGCCAUUGAGUCCUACUUGACACAACUGCGCUGACCAAUCUGUCAACCCAGCACUGAGGACACGACCACUGCCACUGGACAGAGCUGUGUUUGAACCAUACCUCAACGAAAAAACAUUUCUGGGGAUUGAUGAACUGAGCAAUUCACCCAACUCCCCCACUCAAUGGGAACUGGAGAGACACUAACAAGAAGGUGGGACAAAGAAUCCCUUCAUCCUGCAAAAACCAGGAAUGGCUGCUUCACAUUGAAGUGGAUCUAGGUCUUGCGUAGGGGGCGGUGCUUUGCUCGCCCUCCGUGAGCAUGGGUGUGAGACGCACCUGGUCCCCUGGGUCCUGCACUACAUUUGACUUGACACUCACUCCGCGAGCGGGCUGCCCUGUGGAGUGCCACGCUUUUCCUCACCAACUGCAGCACUUGGUGCGCAAACGGCACAGAUCGCGGCAGAGUGCCCCUUCUUUCAUUUCUAAUUUCUUCCACUCAUGUCCUGAAUCAAGAACUUGAAACUCAUGCAAGUCUUAAGUUAUGAGCGCUCAUUUUGUUUUUCGGGGGUUGUUUUUGCCUGUUCAUAAAUGAUGUUUGACUGUAAAAGUGUAAAUACAGUGAUUCUUUUAAUCAACUUGAAAAUAAAAUUUCAAAAAUC